This is a messenger RNA of Epithele typhae, 447 nucleotides long. RefSeq lists its product as uncharacterized. The record is from RefSeq and is a predicted model, not a curated record. The transcript has a single exon. Lineage: Eukaryota; Fungi; Basidiomycota; Agaricomycetes; Polyporales; Epitheliaceae. The annotation marks the transcript as partial.
AAUUGGACGAUCGAUGACCAGAACGGCGACGCCGUAACAGGCGUCAUGCCCGUCUACACCGGCGCGUGGAAGCAGGGCGCGACCUGCACCAACUGCGCCGUCUCGCUCGAUCACACGAGCGUGCACGACGGCACCUGGCACGACGGCACGACGAGCCCGAACGAGGUCCCGCACGCGAUCACCGCCCAGUUCACGGGCACGGCGGUGUACGUGUUCAACGUCGUCCCGAACAAGGCUCUCCUCGUGGAGUCGGUUUCGGACAUGAUCUUCUUCCUCGACGGGCAGCAAGUGGGCACGUACCAGCACCAGCCAGACGACACCUGGGGCUACAUGUACAACGUGUGCGUGUUCGCGAAGACGGGGCUAUCCAACGGUGCGCACACGAUCGAGAUCCGCGCCGGGGUCGCGGAGUCGAACAUCAUCCUCUUCGACUACAUCGUCUAUACA